AUGUCAUCAUCUGUAAAUUCUCCUAAAACAUCUAAUUCUUUCAAUAUUCCAAUACUUCGUGGUUCAAAAUAUUCACCAUCAAUUGAAAAAUCAUCUCAACAUCAUCGUACAACAUUUCAUUUAUCAAAUAUAUUUCAAACAUUAACAAAAUUUAGUCGAAAUAUUCGUACAACAAAUUCUUUUAUACGUUCAACAUCUACAACUUCAAAUGAUCAACAAAAUAAAUUAACACGACGUUCAUUUACAAAACAAGAUACAUUAUCAACAUCAAUAAAUCGUCCAUCAUCAUGUUUUAUACUUCUUUCACCAUCAAAACAUGUACAAGAAACAUGUUUAUUUUUUCAAAAACCAACAAAUACUGAUAAUUCACCUAAAUUAAAUUCUAUAUCAUCAUUUAAUAAAAUCAAACGUGUUUCAUCAUUUCUUUUACCAUUAAAACGUCGACAAUCAUUAUCAUUAAAUCAUAGUCUUCAUGAACGAUCAUUUAAAGCUAAAGAAUCAACAAAACGUCGUUCUCGUCUUCUUAAUUAUUCAAUAUUUAAACAUAAAAAUUCUCUAUCAAUAAAUUAUACUUUAUUAUUAGGAACAUUUGGAUAUAAAAAACAUGAAAAUUCAAUUCAAUUAAUUCAAAAAUCUUUUUUUCUAUUUGAUAUUAUUCAAAUUGAUCUUAUUUUACAAAUAAGAUUAAAUAAUUCUUUACAUAAUAAUUAUCAAUCAAUAUUAUAUGAUAUUCCACAUUGGCCAUUUAUUCAAAAAAAUAAAUCAUUUUAUGGUAUUCUAUUAGAACAACAAAUAUUAGUUUUAUUUCAACCAAAAUUAUUUGAAAAUAAUCUUUAUCAUCAAAAACAUAAUUAUUAUGAUUUUAUUUAUAUACCAUUUCCUCAAAUAAAAUAUAAAGAAAAUCAUUUUAUUCAUAUUGGUUAUGAUUGUUUAGCACCAACAACUAUACGAAUACCUUUAACAUGGAUAUCAAAAAUUGAUUUUGAUGAUUAUCAAAUAUCAUCAAAGGAUAUUGAAUAG
Messenger RNA from Rotaria sp. Silwood1, 1020 nucleotides. NCBI's taxonomy places the organism in Eukaryota, Metazoa, Rotifera, Eurotatoria, Philodinida, Philodinidae. The record is from the annotation of a GenBank genome assembly.